Quercus robur (English oak) is the source of this 2248-nucleotide messenger RNA. RefSeq names its product protein CHUP1, chloroplastic. Gene Ontology annotation, biological process: chloroplast organization. The coding region runs from base 241 to 2079 and encodes 612 amino acids. The record is from RefSeq and is a predicted model, not a curated record. Gene Ontology annotation, cellular component: chloroplast outer membrane. The transcript is spliced from 6 exons. NCBI's taxonomy places the organism in Eukaryota, Viridiplantae, Streptophyta, Magnoliopsida, Fagales, Fagaceae.
UACUAUAUUAUUAUUUUCCCCUCUCUCUCACAACACAAACUUCAAGUUCAGUCUCUCUCCCUCUCUCUCUCAGACAGCAUAGCGACUUCUUUGUAGGGUUCAAAGUUGAAACCCUAUCUCGUAGGAAAUACCAUAGCCCCGAAAACCUAAGAAAUAUAUUGUAAUCUUUUUAGGGUUAUAUCUGUCUGUGUCUGUCUGAGAUAAAACAAAAACAGAGGGUUCGUGUAAUCGUGAUUUUCCAUGGUGGCUGGGAAGGUGAGAAUGGCAAUGGGGCUACAAAAGUCUCCGGCGAGUUCGAAACGAGAAACGCCACCGAAGCCGCCUCCAUCGCCGUCGCCGAAUCCGAGUCCGACUAAUAAAGCUCCUUCGAAAGCCGUGUUCUCACGCUCCUUCGGCGUGUACUUUCCACGCACCUCCGCUCAGGUUCAACCUCGCCCACCCGACGUCACCGAGUUGCUUCGCGUCGUCGAAGAUCUGCGCGAGCGAGAGUCGCUGUUGAAAACCGAACUCUUGGGGCACAAGCUUUUGAAAGAGUCGGUGGCUAUUGUUCCUGUUCUGGAGAGCGAGAUCUCAUCCAAGAACGCAGAGAUUGAUAGAGCUUCGAAGUUAGUGGAUGCGUUGGAGAUUGAGAACCAGAAGUUGAGAAUGGAACUGGAGGAGUUGAGGACGAAGAUUGAAUACGAAAGAGAAGAAAGCGAGAAAAAGUUGAAGGCAAUGGAGGUUGAAAUCUCAGAGUUGAAGAAAACGGCGUCGGAUCGUAGUAGUAGUAUUCUAAUAGAAAGCGAGGAGCUCUCGUCUUCGCAAAGGUUUCAAGGCUUAAUGGAAGUCGCUGUGAAAUCAAAUCUCAUCAAGAACUUGAAAAAGCAACACGGCGCCGUUUCGAACUUCGAGAAUAAUAACAACCAGAAACUUGAAGUGCAAGAUUCGAAGAAAGACGAGGCUGAUCAACACGAGAGACCGAGGCACUCAAGGUGUAACUCGGAGGAACUCGCCGAGUCAACUCUGUCCAGUCUCAGAUCUCGCCCUCCUAGGGUUCCAAAACCACCACCUCCAAGGCCUUCUUCAACAUCAUCAUCAUCAUCCUCAUCAUCAUGUUCAUCCAACGGUUCUUGUGGUUUGAUGACGGAGCAAGCAAAUAUUCCUCUUCCUCCACCGCCGCCCCCUCUGCCUAAGAUGGCUGCUCCACCGCCGCCACCACCUCCGCCGCCGAAGGGGAUGAAGAUGGGGGCAGCGAAGGUGAGGAGAGUGCCGGAAGUGGUUGAGUUUUACCAUUCUUUAAUGCGGAGAGAGUCUCGCCGUGACUCCGCCACCUCUGACGUGGCACCGGCAACCGCCAAUGCCCGUGACAUGAUCGGCGAGAUCGAGAACCGGUCUGCUCACUUGCUCGCGAUAAAAUCAGAUGUAGAAACUCAAGGAGACUUCAUAAGGUUUCUGAUAAAAGAGAUCGAGAAUGCUGCAUUUGCAAACAUUGUGGAUGUUGUGCCUUUUGUUAAAUGGCUAGACGACGAGCUCUCUUACUUGGUGGAUGAAAGAGCAGUGCUGAAACACUUCAAUUGGCCAGAGCAGAAAGCGGAUGCACUGCGCGAGGCAGCAUUUGGGUAUUGUGAUCUCAAGAAGCUCGAAUCCGAGGCUUCAACCUUUCGUGACGAUGCCCGCCAGCACUGUGGACCUGCUCUCAAGAAAAUGCAGGCUCUGCUCGAAAAGCUAGAGCAUGGUUUGUACAAUCUCUCACGAAUUAGGGAAUCUGCAACAAAGAGAUAUAAAGUUUUUCAGAUUCCAACGGAUUGGAUGCUGGAUACUGGUUUUGUAGCCCAGAUCAAGCUGGCUUCUGUGAAAUUGGCCAUGAAGUAUAUGAAGAGAGUAUCUGCAGAGCUUGAAACAGUUGGCGGUAGUCCCGAAGAAGAAGAGCUGAUAGUACAAGGUGUUAGAUUUGCAUUCAGAGUACACCAGUUUGCAGGUGGUUUUGAUGUUGAAACUAUGAGGGCCUUCCAGGAGCUUAGAGAUAAAGCCAGAGCAUGCCAUGUACAAUGCCAAAGCCAGCAACAACAGAAAUUUGUGUGCAGGUCUACAGCUUGUUAAUCUGUAGCAAACUCAGCUGCAGAAUUGCUAGUUUUUGUUGUAAAGAUACAGCUUGUUUGUGAAUAUUAUGGCGGCGUCAGCUUUUUAUUAAUUCAUUAAUUACUUGGAAACAAGAUUGCAAUACUGUAUGGUUUAGUUCUUUCAUCAAAGACUUUGAGGAAUUAUUUCA